Coffea eugenioides is the source of this 1755-nucleotide messenger RNA. Its product is annotated as pyrophosphate--fructose 6-phosphate 1-phosphotransferase subunit beta-like. The record is from RefSeq and is a predicted model, not a curated record. Bases 1 to 1755 code for a protein of 584 amino acids. Gene Ontology annotation, biological process: fructose 6-phosphate metabolic process; glycolytic process; photosynthesis. The transcript is spliced from 17 exons. Lineage: Eukaryota; Viridiplantae; Streptophyta; Magnoliopsida; Gentianales; Rubiaceae. Gene Ontology annotation, molecular function: diphosphate-fructose-6-phosphate 1-phosphotransferase activity; 6-phosphofructokinase activity; ATP binding. Gene Ontology annotation, cellular component: cytosol.
AUGAUUAAGGAUCCCACCACCAAGAACACACACAAAAAGCACACACAAAGUACAUUAAAAAAGAGAUAUAUAGAUUACUUAUCAAUAACAAUCACCAAAAUGUCGAAUCCAGGACGUUUAGCUUCGUUUUACAGCGAGCUACAAGCCAGCCGUCUUGAUGUAAGCCUUCCCUUGCCUUCAGUUCUCAAGGAUUCUUUCAAUGUCGUUGAUGGACCCCCGAGUUCUGCCGCAGGAAAUCCAGAUGAAAUUGCAAAACUCUUUCCAAACUUGUUUGGACAGCCAUCAGCCAUGCUUGUCCCUGGUGAUUCAUCUGGGGCUCUUUCAUCGAACCAGAGCUUGAAGAUUGGUGUAGUGCUGUCUGGAGGACAGGCUCCUGGGGGACAUAAUGUUAUUUGUGGAAUUUUUGACUAUUUGCAGGAAAGAACAAAAGGUAGCACACUUUAUGGUUUCAGGGGUGGUCCAGCAGGGAUUAUGAACUGCAAAUACGUGGAGUUGACAACAGACUUCAUUUAUCCUUACAGAAAUCAAGGUGGAUUUGAUAUGAUCUGCAGCGGGAGAGACAAGAUUGAAACUCCUGAACAGUUCAAGCAAGCUGAAGAAACAGCACAGAAGCUUAAUUUGGACGGUCUUGUAGUUAUUGGAGGAGAUGACUCUAACACAAAUGCUUGUCUGCUUGCUGAAAACUUCAGGGCCAAAAAUUUGAAAACUCGGGUAAUUGGAUGCCCAAAGACCAUUGAUGGUGACUUGAAAUGCAAAGAAGUUCCAACAAGUUUUGGAUUUGACACUGCUUGCAAGGUAUAUGCAGAAAUGAUUGGAAAUGUUAUGAUAGAUGCACGCUCAACAGGGAAAUACUAUCAUUUUGUGAGACUUAUGGGUCGUGCUGCUUCACACAUUGCUCUGGAAUGCGCUUUGCAGACUCACCCAAAUAUUACUAUUAUUGGUGAAGAGGUUGCAGCCAAGAAAUUAACACUGAAGAAUGUCACUGAUUACAUAACAGAUGUUAUCUGCAAACGUGCAGAACUCGGCUUCAACCAUGGAGUAAUUCUUGUACCAGAAGGCCUUAUUGAUUUCAUUCCAGAGGUGCAGCAGCUGAUUGCAGAGCUUAAUGAAAUUCUAGCUCAUGAUGUUGUUGAUGAAGAAGGAAACUGGAAAAAGAAACUCAGGAGCCAAUCACACCAGCUAUUUGAGUUUCUUCCACAAGCAAUUCAAGAGCAACUUUUACUUGAAAGAGAUCCUCAUGGAAAUGUGCAGGUUGCCAAAAUUGAAACUGAAAAGAUGCUUAUCCAAAUGGUGGAAGCUGAAUUGGAGAACAGGAGGAGUAAGGGGUUGUACAAUAAAGAGUUCAAGGGGCAGCAUCAUUUUUUUGGUUAUGAGGGAAGAUGUGGUUUACCUUCAAACUUUGACACAAAUUACUGCUAUGCAUUGGGUUACGCUGCCGGAGUGCUUCUUCAUUCUGGAAAAACUGGCUUGAUUUCCUCAGUGGGCAACUUAGGGGCUCCAGUUGAAAAAUGGACUGUUGGUGGAACAGCACUAACUUCUCUUAUGGAUGUGGAAAGGAGACAUGGGAAGUUCAAACCUGUCAUUAAGAAGGCGAUGGUGGAACUUCAAGGUGCUCCAUUCAAGAAGUUUGAAUCCUUGCGAGAUGAUUGGGCCCUGAAGAAUCGAUACUUCAGUCCAGGUCCACUUCAGUUUACAGGAAAGACAGCAAACGAAAUCAAUUACACGCUUAUGUUGGAGCUUGAGGCGCAGGCUUAG